Messenger RNA from Xiphophorus maculatus (southern platyfish), 3408 nucleotides. It is a transcript of the gene tsc1a, whose product is annotated as hamartin-like. The transcript is spliced from 21 exons. Gene Ontology annotation, cellular component: TSC1-TSC2 complex. Gene Ontology annotation, biological process: negative regulation of cell population proliferation; regulation of cell cycle; negative regulation of TOR signaling. The record is from RefSeq and is a predicted model, not a curated record. NCBI's taxonomy places the organism in Eukaryota, Metazoa, Chordata, Actinopteri, Cyprinodontiformes, Poeciliidae. Bases 106 to 3096 code for a protein of 996 amino acids.
ACUCUGGACACUGAUUGGCAGCCGCAGGUGCCAGCUUGCAGCAGUGGGCGGGGCUUGCUGUCACUGGACGUGUCCGCUGUCAGCUGGGCUCAACAGGUCUGAAGGAUGUCCAGAGAGCCGCUGAGUGUUUCGGACCUGCUGCUCUGUCUGGAGAGUUCGGAGCUGCAGGAGCUGGAGCGGGUCAGAACCGCCAUCAACCAGCAGCUGAGUUCAGACAGAGGGGGCGCUGUGCUGUCCUCCCUGGUGGAGCAUUACCUGGACUCCUCCUCCUCCCAGGUGCUGCUGCUGCUCUCCUCCAUCAGGGAGCCUCACCACAAGGUGCUGCUGGAGAAGCUGAACGAGGCGCUGACCCGACCCGGAAACAGAGCAGCAGCCAUCGCCCUGCUGGGUCACCUGAUCCGGAAGCAGCCGCCCUGGAUCCACCACAUCAGCCAGGCGCCGGUGCUGCCGACGCUGCUGCGCUGCCUCAAGACGGACGGAGACGUGGCGGUUCUGGUCAGCGGGGUUCUGGUCCUGGUCGCGCUGUUACCCAUGAUCCCUCAGGCCGGGAAGCAGCACAUCUACGACUUCUUCGACGUCUUCGGUCGCCUGGCGUCCCGGAGCUACAGGAACCCCGGUCAGGUGAGCGCGGCGUACCUGGUCCACCUCCACGCCGCCGUUUACUCGCUGUUCCACCGUCUGUACGGGAUGUUCCCCUGCAACUUCGUCUCCUACCUGAGGCUGCACUACGGCAUGAAGGAGAACCUGGACACCUUCCAGGAGGUGGUCAAGGUCAGAACCGGGUCAGAACCGGGUCAGAACCUGGACACCUUCCAGGAGGUGGUCAAGCCAAUGUUGGAACAUGUUCGGAUCCACCCAGAACUCGUGACCGGAACCCAGGACUCCGAACUGGACCCGUCCAGGUGGAGGUGUUGUGAGGUCCAUGACAUCAUCAUGGAGUGCUGCCGACUCUCUCUGGACCCGCUGGAGGACGCCUGCUGUCCCUCCCCCCAGCCUCACCUGGACCUCAGCCCCGCCCCCCAGGUCUGGCAGCCAAUCAGCAGCUCAGGAAGUUCAGUGGGUCAGCUGACGCUAAGCUCCUCCCACAUCCAGGCUGAUGAUGUCACAUGGAGCCCCUCCUCUCAAUGUGGCUUGGCCACGCCCCCUCCUGAGCCUGCAUCUCCAGGCCUCGCCCCCUCGCUGAGCAGGUGUACCUCCAUUUCAGGUGUGAAAUGUCCCUCACCUGACUCUGUACCUGUGACCACGCCCAGUGAAGGUAGCCAUAAACCUGCCGGCAGCCUCCAGGUGAGAUCGGGUGUCUCUGUCAAGGAGCAGCAGGAAGAUGGCCGCUGUCUGUCCUCACAGGUGAAGCAGCAGCCAAUCAGAGCGCAGGAGGAGAUGAGCCUGAGUCAUGUCAUCAGCGGUAACCUGAGCAGCCCAGACGUCAGAGCGCCAUCUUCCUCCUCCCAGUUCCUCCUCCUUACUUCCACCUCCAGCCGCAGUGACUCACCAGGUGGACCCGCCCCUUCUCCCAGUGACCCCGCCCCCUAUGCUCCUGGCCCCGCCCCUCCCUAUGAGCCGCUGUUUGAGCUGGCUCUGCCUCACGCCUUCAUCAGGAGGAAGACGCAGGAGGCGCUGCAGAGCGCUGCAGGGCGGCAGCAACAGGUGGAGGAGGAGCAGAGCGCCAUGUCUCCUCUGAAGGUUCUAGAGCAGAUGAUCGUUCAUGGGAGCGACGCUCAUGAGCGCCUCAGCAGGAGGUCGUCAGCGGGGAGCAGGUCGGACCGGAGUCACCUGGGAGGCCCCGCCCCCCAGGGGGAGGAGCUUCAGAGGAGCCAGCUGCUGCUGGUCCACAGCCAGCUUCAGUACGAGCGCUUCAAGCGGCAACAGCACGCCAUCAGGAACCGCCGCCUGCUGCGUCGGGUCAUCAACGCCACGGCGCUGGAGGAGCAGACAGUCGCCAUGAAGGCGCAGCUGGGCGUUCAGGACCAGGAGAUCCGCAGCCUGAGGUCGAGUCUGAGCGAAGAGCAGCGGCGCCUCAACCAGCUGCAUCAGGACGGACGGACCCAAACGGACCGCCUGCUGGACCAGAACCAGCAGCUGCUGCUGCAGCAACAGCGCCACCAGCAGGACAACCAGCAGCUGCAGAGCGACCUGGAAGACUGUCAUGGCCAACUGAGGGAGCUGGAGGCGGAGCUCCAGGGAGCCAAUAGGAAGGCCAAACACGCUGAGCACCAGCUGACCCAGCUGGGCCUGAAGCUGUGCAGCAGUGAGCAGCAGCAGCAGCAAGUCUUCCUGCUGGACCAGCAGCUCGUCCUGCUGAGGGAAACCAACAGAGCUCUGAGCCAGCAGCUGGACGAGGCCGCCGCCCACAGCUGGACCGAGGAGGCCAUGCUGCGGCGCAGCACAGGGAACGACGUCCAGAGGCUGAAGGACUGCGACGUCCUGCAGAAACAGAAGCUGGAGGCAGCCAGCCACAGGAUAGCAGAGCUGGAGAGCCAGCUGGCCAGGAAGGACAAGCUGAUCCUGGAGCUGAAGAAGCUGCUGGAGGAAACCAAGAGCCUCAGCAGGGCGGAGCUGUCGGCCUCAGAGAGUCGAUGUGUGGCCCUGAGGAGAGUCAGCCAGAUGCUGCAGACUGAGAUGCUCCACCUGUACAGCCAGGUUCACCUGGACACUCACACAGGAAGUGACACGUGCACACACAGCCCUCCUCUUGAUGCCGGCAGCAGAAACAGCCCCUCCGCUCAGGAUGGCUACAAGCCCCGCCCCUCUUCUUCUUCUGCUGUGGGAAUCAUAAACGGUGCUGUGGAGGCCCUCUCCUCCUCCUCACCCCUCUCCUCCUCGCCCAUCGACUCCCCGCUGGCCGUCGGAUCUUUCCUGGAGCAGCAGGCGCGGCGGCUGUUUGGGCCAAACAACCAGAGCCUGGAGGAGGAGGAGGAGGAGGAGGAGGUCCCAGCAGGGAGCCCUCCUCUGGGUCAGGAGGUGGAGGAGGCCACCCUCCUCACUGGGAGUCCUCAGAUGGAGCCUCCUGCUCCAGCUGCAGACCUGGAGCUCAGCGUCCGCCAGCGGAGAGACGAGCUCAGCAUCAUGGACUACAACGAGUCGCUGCCUGAGUUCUGAUGGAGGAGGAGGAAGGGGUCACCUCUAAGGGAACCUGGACCUCAGGUGAGGGUCAGACUGGACCCUCCUGGAUCAACAGGAAGCAGAAUCACUCUACACUUCCUGAAUCACUCUUAGGAAACAGAGAGCCAGAUUAAUGAGAUGUUGAGAUAAAAUCAGUUUGGCUCAGACGGUUUCUCAUCGUGAUCAACUCUGCGGAUUCUCUCAGGUUUAUGAUCAACCAAUCAGUGAUCAGGUGCUUUAUAUCGAUUGAUCUGUGAUUUUUCUGUUUCCGCCUUGUUAAUCUGAAGAAUAAAGUCAACUGGAGCUUUA